GUCCGUUUGGCGCCAACUCUCUCUCUCUCGUUCCUGUCUCUCUCUCGUUCCUGCUUCUGCUUCGAUUCGUCUCUGCAGAACAGUUGCCGCAGCUCGAUGGCAAGUCUAGGGUUUCGCCAUCCUCAGUUCUCCGAGGAUCUUGCUUGGCUACCGGAUUGGCUGCAGCAAGAUCAAUCGGAAAGUCCGGCGGAGCAACCGUCAGAGGACGCGGCGCCUUUACGAGAAAACGUCGGUGAAGACGAGUGCUUGGAGCUGUCGUCGAAGGGCGAAGGUGGAUACACCGGUUGCCGUCUAUUCUUGUCGGGGGAAGAUGGUUCGCCGUUCUUGUCGGGGGAAGAUUGUUCGCCGAUGAGCUAUGCUCGGUCUCCUGGGAAAGUGCUUCAUUUUCACUUACGUUUCUCCUACAAUAGUGGCACACAGUCACAGUUUACCGAAAAACAAGUAUCUAACACAUCUCGGGCAGUGCUUCAGUCUUCAAAAGGUAUGCAGAUUCAACGAGUUGAAGUUGCAUCUCAACCUGUUGAGAAGGUUAGAGCAAGAGAGUAUGGAGAGAACUUGAGAAGACAUCUCAAGGAUGCAGAUCUUAAUGCGACAGUUGAACUCUCAAUUGCUGCAUCUGAAGCUAUGGUCAUACAUGAAUUGGUAGAGAAUGAAUCAGCUUUAGAAUCUCUACCUGCAGCAGCUGUUGUGGAGGUUGCACUUCGGGUGAAGGAAGCACGCUUAAAGGGAUCGGAAGAGGUGUCUGAUUCUGUGAUCAAGAGGACUGAUGAGGAUAUAGACCUGGAUGAUAUUGCUAUGUUAGAUGCUUUUAAAGAUGUAGGGCUGUCUUUCAUUGACUAUAAUGAGCGAGGUAUGAGUGAUUUUGACAUUUCUCAAGUCAAAGAAACUCCAUUAUCUCAAAUUCAUUGUGACAAUAGUUCCCCAAGAGAGGAGACGAGAAUUGAUUUCGGUAAGAUGAAUGCACAGAAUCAUGCUCGUGACGUUUUAGCUCUUGAUAAACAACCAGAAAGCAACUCUUUAUUAGAAUACACCCAACAUGAGUGCAGAAAAAGCACUUUUGGUGAUAAAGAUCGGGGUUCACCCACCUUCGAUGUGGCAAGUCAUGUUGACACUAUGCUGCAUCAGUCAGCUCUGAAAGAAUCAUUUGUUUUAACCGUGGAAAAGGUUGGUUCUGGCAUGGUGGAGAAUGCCUUAUGUGAGCGACAAGCAGAAUCAUUUGUUAACAAUCUCUCUCAGUGUCAUGGUAAUACUGGAGAAUAUAGACAAGAUCUAACUGAAGAAAGAUUUCGGAGCCGCUGGUUAGGUGGUUGGUCCACGAAGGACAUAGAAGCUCCUGUGGAGUUGAAAGAGAAAAGCACGAGAACUAGAAGCAUUGCCAAGUUCUUUGUUCAUGAGACAAGCUUUCUCUCAGAAUCAGCAGAUAUUGCGCCCGAUGAAAAUUCUGUUGUGCAGAUUGGAAUCAGUACCCAGAAAGCUUCACAGUUAAAUAUGGCUUUUGAAGGUUCAUGCGACGAAGUCAACGAGGGCAUAACUUUCUCUCAAGAAAUUGUGAAGUCUUCAAGUUUAUCUUCAGCAGAUCCUCUUUGUUCCUUUGUUCCUUGCAGUAUUUCCACAGAAAACCAUGGAUUACAUCAAGAACCUAGUCAGAAUUGCAUUGAGAUUGUUGGUGAGAAAUUCAAUGACCUGGCUUCAGAACUUGGGUUGGCAAGCCCUAGUAAAACCUGUGACCCAAAAUUUAAGGCUGACAAUCAGAGUGCAGUUGUUACCUCUGAACCUAAAGAAGGUUUCCGGACAUUAGCAAGAAGACAGCUAUCCUCUUUAAAGACUUAUAGUGUAAUCUUAUCAAGCAAUGAAGCAAAGUUGGAGAAUGGACAUGAGCGCUCUAAGUUAUUGUUAUUCUCGAAAUGCAACAGGGAAAUCACAUCCUCAUAUCCUGAUACUAAUUUCACUCAAAACUAUGGUUGGAAAAAUUCUGUAGGACUGAAAUCACCAAAAUCCGGACAUGAUAUCCCUGCUAUGGGUUGUGGUGAGGAACAUGUUCCAGUCACUAAACAUCCAGCUGAGAAAGUGGCAUUCCAUAGGAGUAUUUCUGCUCAACCUGCAAAGGAUGCAGCAGCAUUGCAGGUUCAUUUGCCGGGAAAAAGAAAAUUGCCUCUGAUAACAGAUGAUAGAAAAUGGCGACAUAUAUUGGAUUCCCAGCAUCUUGCAGGGGAACGUUUUCGAAUAAGCAAUCUCAAACAGAUCAUAUUACCACAAAAUGCAGUUAACAUUCACCAAUGCAAAAAUAGUCAUGUUCCAGAUAGAAAACGAGUGACUUUCUCAUCAGAAGUUGAUGUCCAGCUUCAGGUGGAUAAGAGUAUGAACGGACUCUUGCACCAAACUUGCUCAACCACCAGAUCAUCGAAAAGGUCGAGAUACUGCAACUCUUGGUUAGACUGUCAAAGUCAAGGUACAAAACAUCGCACUAGUUUCAUGGCUGAGCAGCCACUAAUUUUUCACAAGAUGGAAUUCUUGCUUACUGGGUUUUCAACCCACAAAGAAAAGGAAAUUGAGAGGUUGAUUCAGAAACAAGGAGGCGAGGUCCUCCUGGAUAUUCCGCCCAUGAAUUUAAGGGGGAAGAGAAGUUCAAAAGUUGUUUCCAAGAAGCGGCCUUUUGUCAUAUCUCCGAGAAAGUUGAAGACGGCCAAGUUCUUGUAUGGAUGUGCAAUACGUGCCUUUAUUGUUAAAGUCACCUGGGUUACUGAUUCAAUCGGUGCAGGUUCUCUCAUGUUACCUGAUAAAUAUAUGAUCAUAUCAAAUCAAGCUGAUGCAAUGUUUAUCUGUAUUGGAAAGUCAUUGCCACACUCUAGCAGCGGAUCUAUCUUUGGGCAAGUAGGGAUAAUGUUACAUGGAAAGAAAAGUUUUUGUAACAAAUUUUCUGAAGUAAUCAGGCAUGGAGGUGGGGUGGCAUACAAGACCCUUGAACAGUUGGUCUGUUGUCUUCAUAAUGGAAAGGUAUCCAUGGGAAUUAUUGUGACAGAAUAUGAGAGUAGGCCAUCUCGUCACUUGAGGCAGUGUGCUUUGGAGAGAAAGAUACCAAUAAUGCUCUUAAUGCAGACAAUGAGCUGGAUAAUAGAGAGUUUAUAUGCAGGGAAGCUGCUCUAUGUAUUGGAACAAAACCAAACCUAGGUUUUGGAGGUGACAAAACUACUAGUUUAAUUGAUUGGGCCAAGGAAAAUGAUGUUUGUCGUCUUUGGCAGACAAUAAGAUGAAUUGCACAUCGGCACAAGACUGAUUCAGACUUUACAAGGUUCCCCUUGUGCUUGCAUGAUUUUGCAGGUCGUACAUGUAGUCUACCAGAUGGCGUGGAUCACUUUCUAUUGACUAGUGGUUUAGCCAUUCAAUUCUAAGCAUUAGCAGGGUUGGACUCCUAUGCAUGUUUGAUUAAGCAGAAUGAUUGCAGGUCCUUUUUCACAGUGAUGCUCUUCCGCUUGUUCAAGCACCUUCUGAAAAGAAACGGCUAAGGUGUGUUCACGGGAUCACUACUCUGUCUGAGUCUGGAUUAGAACUCGAAAACUCAGCCGCUUGUAAUUCUGGAAGAUGAGCCAAAUUAACUCUUUGUUUGGCUUUACAUUUCUAGCAACAAGUGACACGUUUUUCAUGUGAAUGAGUUACUGCUAAUACGAUAACUAAUGUACAGAGAAUUGAGAAUAAACGGGAGCCAAUUACAAUGAUUGAGCUACCUACGAGUCAAGUAAUGUAUAUUUGUUGAUAAAUUCUUCAUUUCA
Messenger RNA from Syzygium oleosum, 3767 nucleotides. RefSeq lists its product as uncharacterized. Gene Ontology annotation, cellular component: nucleus. Gene Ontology annotation, molecular function: histone binding. The transcript has 14 exons. Gene Ontology annotation, biological process: positive regulation of transcription by RNA polymerase II; DNA damage checkpoint signaling. The record is from RefSeq and is a predicted model, not a curated record. Lineage: Eukaryota; Viridiplantae; Streptophyta; Magnoliopsida; Myrtales; Myrtaceae. Bases 97 to 3168 code for a protein of 1023 amino acids.